CCCUCGCUUGUUUCCUUCCUUCCUUCCUCCCCGUCCCCUCCCCUCUCCUCUCUUCCCCGCCGCUCCGCUCGCCGCCGCCGGGAGCGCAUUCCCCGGCUCCGCUGCCGGCACCUGCAGACGCUCAUGGAAGAGCGGGGCGGGCGCUGCCGCAUGGCUCCGCGCCCCGGCGCAAAGGUCCUGUUUGAGAAAUACGUGUUCACUCAGCAAAACAAAAACAAUUUUUAAAGGUUUUUCUCGGUGGAAAUCACUCUAUGCCCCGUUACCUGCUUGAGUGAAACCAGACUAAGAACUUCUGUCAUGGCAGCUUUUCUUCUGGGAGCUGUGUUGCUUAUUGUUCAACCUCAGAUAGUGCCUUCCAGACCGGCUAUAAAUUCAAAGACUGAGACUUCUUCCCAGUCUCUUCAGAGAGAGCUUUUAAAGAAAACAUCUCAAAAAAAUGACUUCAAGGAAAACAUUCAUUCUAAUGGAUCAUGCCGGCAGCUGCCACAGACUAUCAUUAUUGGGGUGAGAAAAGGUGGAACAAGAGCUUUGUUAGAGAUGUUGAGUCUGCAUCCAGAUAUUGCAGCAGCAGAAAGUGAAGUUCACUUCUUUGACUGGGAAGACCAUUACAGAAAUGGAUUGCAGUGGUAUAUUCAUCAAAUGCCAUUCUCUUAUCCCCAUCAGAUCACCGUGGAAAAAACUCCAGCAUAUUUCACAUCACCUAAAGUGCCUGAAAGAGUUUAUAACAUGAACCAAUCAAUGAGAUUACUCCUUAUUUUAAGAGACCCAAGCGAGAGAGUACUAUCAGAUUACACCCAAGUGUUCUAUAAUCACAUGCAGAAGCACAAGCCGUAUCCAUCCAUUGAACAAUUCCUGAUUAAAGAUGGCGAGCUGAAUGUGGACUACAAGGCAAUAAACAGAAGCUUAUACUACAUUCACAUGCAAAACUGGCUGAAGUAUUUUCCUCUUGAUCAUAUCCACAUUGUAGAUGGGGAUAAACUAAUCAAAGAUCCCUUCCCAGAAAUAGAGAAGGUCGAGAGAUUUUUGAAGUUAUCUCCACAGAUUAAUGCUUCAAACUUUUAUUUCAAUAAAACUAAAGGCUUCUACUGCCUAAGAGACGGUGGUAGAGAGCGUUGUUUACAUGAGUCAAAAGGUCGAGCACACCCACAAGUAAAUAUCCGGUUACUCGAGAAACUGCACGAAUAUUUCCAUGAACCCAACAAGAAAUUCUUUGAGCUUGUGGGCAGGACAUUUGACUGGCACUCAUUUGUGGCAAGUUAGUGUCAAACUGCAGAACUUAUGUUCCAGUGUACAUUUAGAAAUUUUAAAAAGGGCAUUUAAGCUAUAAUUUAUUUGUAAAUUCCAUAAAUACUUCUGUACAGUAUUAGAGUCACAAUUGCCAUAUAUUAUACUAGUUAUAUUUUUCUACUUGUUAAAUUUGAAAACAUUUUGUAUUGUUUUUCAUGAUUGUUAACAUUGUGUAUGAUGUGUGUAUAUGAAGAAACUAAAUUAUUUCCCUGCAGAAGAUGCUCUCUUGAUGCAUCUCUUGUCUUUUUAAUAAAUAAGAAAUUCAUUUCAACAGAACCCUCCAGAAUUAUUUGGCCUUUGUGGGCUAUAACGAAUAUGCUAAACUUUACAUUUCCAUUUUUCUUGCUUUGAAAUGUGCUUUAAUAAUUUCUUUGUUCAUUUGAACAUAUUAUCUUAGUUCGCAGAUUGUUCCAUCCUGCUUUAUGAAGUUACUUCCUGAUAAAGUGGUGGUACUUGCACAUGUUGGGACAUGCACACCCAAAGGACAAUAUAAGUCUCUGUGUAACAUGACAUAUUAACUGCUGUACUUACGUUUGUAUUUACUGUUAUAACAAGUGCUCCUCAAAUUCUUUGGCAGUACAGUGCAGGUUUCAUAGCAGAUUUUUAAAGAUUCUAUGGGGACUAGCUCAUAAAAUCCAGAGUUAGCUGCAGAAAUACGGUCAACCUGAAAACUUCCUCCAGUCCCUGAAUGUAUAUAUACAUUUUAUAUAGAAAGAAGAAUGGUUGAGAAAAGAAUUUAAGCAAUAUAGGGACAUUUUCAAGGUUGCUUAUGACUGUUCCUACAUUUUAUAGCACAUUUAUGCUUCGCCAUUACUGAGAAUGGACACUUACACCAGAAAAAUUUGUUGGUCUGCGUUCCAAUAAGUAGUAUCUUCCUUCAUUCAUACAAAUAUCACCAUUUAAGUCUAUUUUCUAUGAGUUGAGCAGGUGAUUCAUGCAACUGAUAAUUGCCCAUGGACUUCUGUUCAUUUAAUCUCCUUCCAAGAACCAUGAUGCCAAGUCUUGAUUAGACUUUUGUGUUGUGGGAUUAACCUAAAUUCCAGGAAUUUUUAUGGUCUUCCAUCUGUGACAAAUGGAAGUUAGAUGUUCAGUACAUUGGUAAACAUUACAGCUCUCCUUGUCUGUGGUAGUUUAAGAUAUCUUGUUAGCUAUCAGCUUCUGGAGUUGGAGUUAAUCCUGUUUCCACACAAGGCUUCCUAUGGUACUUUCAUUCUGAGCUCCUAAGUUUCAUUACGUUAUCUUGCAUUUAGUUGUUGAACAUGCAGUGGCAACACCCUGUAAAUUUGAACUUGUAACUCAUUGUUACAGUCCUUUAUAAAAAGUAAAUGUAGAUUGAUUUUUUUUUUUUUUUUUGCUGGUGAGAUGGUGCAAACUUGGGCACUAUGACAAGGUACUGUCUGGAUGCAAAUAUCCCAUAUUAUGCUGCUUGCAUGAAAAUUUGCGAUGCUGCCCCUCUCUUUCCCAAUCCUUGUGCACCUGCCCAAGCUGUAUUCAACCUCAGAGAGGUUGGUGGCAUUUUACAAAAUAGACCUUUGACAAAAACCUACAAUGAAAUGAUAUUGUACUCAAUAAAAUAUUUUCU
Molecule: messenger RNA, 2869 nt
Organism: Colius striatus (speckled mousebird)
Lineage: Eukaryota; Metazoa; Chordata; Aves; Coliiformes; Coliidae
Gene: HS3ST1
Product: heparan sulfate-glucosamine 3-sulfotransferase 1
Exons: 2
Coding region: 298-1260 (320 amino acids)
Molecular function (GO): [heparan sulfate]-glucosamine 3-sulfotransferase activity
Source: RefSeq, a predicted model, not a curated record